Hibiscus syriacus is the source of this 3847-nucleotide messenger RNA. RefSeq names its product protein transport protein SEC31 homolog B-like. Bases 250 to 3579 code for a protein of 1109 amino acids. NCBI's taxonomy places the organism in Eukaryota, Viridiplantae, Streptophyta, Magnoliopsida, Malvales, Malvaceae. The record is from RefSeq and is a predicted model, not a curated record. Gene Ontology annotation, molecular function: structural molecule activity; protein binding. The transcript is spliced from 22 exons. Gene Ontology annotation, biological process: endoplasmic reticulum to Golgi vesicle-mediated transport; intracellular protein transport; COPII-coated vesicle cargo loading. Gene Ontology annotation, cellular component: endoplasmic reticulum exit site; COPII vesicle coat.
AAAAAACCACUCACCGUGUUCCGCUCAUAAAGUCUUCAAUUCCCUCUCUCUCUAUCUUCUCUUUCUGAAUUUCCAAAAUCAGAUCAAAUCCUAAUUGUCCAAAUUCACAUCGUUUUCAUCCAAAUCAUAUCUAUUUGAUCUCUUAAUUCAUAAUUGCUAUUCGAUCUUUAUUUAUUUCUUACUGGAUCCUCAGGAAAAAAAUUGAUAGGCAUUUUGGGGUAGGGAACUAUAAAACUUGCUUUUAAUCGAAUGGCGUGUGUAAAAGGGGUGAAUAGAUCGGCGUCAGUGGCGCUGGCACCGGACGCGCCGUACAUGGCGGCUGGCACGAUGUCUGGGGCCGUGGAUCUAUCCUUCAGUUCAUCAGCGAAUCUCGAUAUCUUCAAGUUUGAUUUCCAGAGUGAAGAUCUCGAGCUUCCCCUUGUAGGCGAGUGCCCUAGUUCAGAGCGCUUUAACCGCCUAGCUUGGGGCAAGAACGGGUCCGGUUCAGAUGAGUUUUCGCUUGGGCUCAUUGCUGGUGGCCUCGUUGAUGGUAGCAUCGAUCUUUGGAAUCCCUUAAACCUGAUCCGUUCUGAGGAAAAUGAACAAGCUCUUGUUGGACAUCUUUCAAAGCACAAAGGACCUGUUCGUGGUCUUGAGUUCAAUGCAAUUGCUCCAAACUUAUUAGCAUCUGGGGCAGAUGAUGGUGAAAUUUGCAUCUGGGAUUUGGCAGCACCAGCACAACCCUCUCAUUUUCCGCCUCUUAAGGGUAGCGGUUCUGCCACUCAGGGUGAAAUCUCAUUUCUCUCUUGGAAUAGCAAGGUUCAACACAUAUUGGCAUCAACUUCAUAUAAUGGAACAACCGUUGUUUGGGACUUGAAGAAGCAAAAACCAGUGAUAAGUUUUGCAGAUUCCAUAAGAAGACGAAGCUCUGUUUUGCAGUGGCAUCCUGAUGUUGCUACACAACUUGUUGUUGCAUCUGAUGAAGAUGGCUCACCUGCGCUUAGGCUUUGGGACAUGCGAAAUAUAAUGUCACCAGUGAAGGAAUUUGUAGGGCACACAAAAGGUGUAAUUGCAAUGGCAUGGUGUCCCUCAGACAGCUCUUAUUUACUCACAUGUUCCAAAGACAAUCGAACUAUUUGUUGGGAUACAGUUACUGGAGAGAUUGUCUGUGAGUUGCCUGCUGGCACCAACUGGAACUUUGAUGUGCACUGGUAUUCAAAGAUACCAGGAAUAAUAUCAGCAUCUUCAUUUGAUGGAAAAAUAGGGAUUUACAAUAUUGAGGGUUGUAGUCGAUAUGGUGUUGGGGAGGGUGAUUUUGGUGCAGUGUCAUUGAGAGCUCCAAAAUGGUAUAAACGUCCUGUUGGGGCAUCUUUUGGUUUUGGAGGAAAACUUGUAUCUUUUCGCCCUCGGUUAUCUGGUUUAGGUAGUUCUGCAUCAUCAGAGGUGUUUUUGCAUAACUUAGAUGCUGAAGAAAGGCUGGUCGUCCGUUCAUCUGAAUUUGAAUCAGUGAUACAGAACGGGGAGAGGUCUUCACUAAGGGUUUUAUGUGAAAAGAAGGCCCAAGAGUCUGAAUCUCUGGAUGAUCGGGAAACUUGGGGCUUUCUAGAAGUGAUGUUUGAAGAUGACGGGACAGCUAGGGCAAAGUUGCUCACACAUCUUGGUUUUAGUCUACCUGAAGAAAAAGAUACUGUACAAGAUGACCUUUCUCAGGCUGUAAAUGAUGUUACGCUUGAGGAUAAGGUGAGCUAUGAGGGUGAGAAAGUGGCUGCCCCAUUUGCAGUUGAUAAUGGGGAAGAUUUCUUCGACAAUCUUCCAAGUCCCAAAGCUGAUACCCCUGUUUCAACUUCUGAAAAUAAUUUUUCUGUUGAGAGCACUGUUCCUAGCACAGAUUUAAUACCUCAAGAAACAGACAGACUGGAGGAAAGUUCAGAUCCAUCAUUUGAUGAUGCUGUACAAUGUGCGUUGGUGGUUGGUGACUAUAAGGGAGCAGUUGCUCAGUGCAUUGCUGCAAAUAAAAUGGCUGAUGCUUUAGUUAUUGCUCAUGUUGGUGGUCCCUCCUUAUGGUCAAACACAUGUGAUCAGUAUCUUAAGAUGAGCCAUUCGCCAUACAUGAAGGUUGUCUCUGCAAUGGUGAACAAUGAUCUCAUGAGCCUUGUCAACACCAGACCUUUGAAAUUCUGGAAAGAAACGUUAGCGCUCCUCUGUACAUUUGCACAGGGGGAGGAGUGGACUGUACUCUGUGAUACGCUUGCUUCAAAACUAAUGGUCAAUGGGAAUACUCUGGCAGCAACUCUAUGUUACAUAUGUGCAGGAAAUAUUGAUAAGACAAUAGAGAUUUGGUCAAGGUGCCUGUCAACUGCAUAUGAUGGGAAAUCUUAUGUCGAUCUUCUCCAGGAUUUGAUGGAAAAGACCAUUGUCCUUGCUUUGGCAACUGGCCAGAAGCGAUUUAGUGCAUCCCUUUGCAAGCUCGUUGAGAAAUAUGCUGAAAUUUUGGCAAGUCAAGGGCUUUUAACAACAGCAAUGGAAUACUUAAAAUUGUUGGGUUCUGAUGAGCUGUCACCUGAACUAGUGAUCUUAAAAGAUCGUAUUGCGCUCUCUACAGAACCUGUGAAAGAAGCUAAAUCUGCUGGUUUUGAGAACUCUCAUCCAGGUGGACCAGUCUUUGAGCCUUCACAACAUUUAUAUCAGGAUUCAGCUGCAUCACAGAUUCAGCCAAGUGUUCCUGGCAGUUCUUAUAACGAAAAUUAUCAGCCUUCUUAUUCUACAUAUGGAGGAUAUGCUCCUCCUCCCUCAUAUGUAUCUCAAACACCUCCGGCCAGUGCCAACAUGUUUGUUCCAACCCAACCUCCCCAUAUUUCUCAGAAAAAUUUUGCUCCUUCACCCGAGAUCACUCAGCCUACUGUUAGACCCUUUGUUCCUUCAAAUCCUCCUGUUCUAAGAAAUGCUGAUCAAUACCAGCAGCCAACUACCUUGGGUUCUCAGUUAUAUCCUGGUGCUGCAAAUCCUACCUAUCCUGCUCCCCCUGCGGCUGGUUCAUUUGCACCUGUCCCAUCACAAGUGGGAUCAGUUCCUGGCCCCCACAUGCCACAAGUUGCGGUUCCCACCCCAGCACCUAGGGGUUUUAUGCCAGUUACGAACACACCCGUUCAAAGACCUGGUAUGGGCCCAAUGCAACCUACCAGCACUACACAGUCAGCACCUAUACAGCCACCUGCAGCACCUGCUGCUGCUCCACCAACAGUGCAGACCGCUGAUACAUCAAAUGUACCUGCCCACCAAAAAUCUGUAAUAACUACCUUAACUAGACUUUUUAAUGAGACAUCUCAAGCACUUGGAGGUGCACGUGCAAACCCAGCGAAGAAGCGUGAAAUAGAAGACAAUUCAAAGAAAAUUGGUGCCUUAUUUGCUAAACUCAACAGUGGAGACAUUUCAAAAAAUGCUUCUGAUAAACUUAUUCAGCUCUGCCAGGCUUUGGACAAGGAUGAUUUUGGUACGGCUCUGCAAAUCCAGGUUCUUCUUACUACAAGUGAGUGGGAUGAGUGCAACUUUUGGCUUGCAACUCUCAAGCGAAUGAUUAAGACGAGGCAGAACGUAAGAUAAGUUACGAAAAUGCACAAAAUCAAAGAGGGCGGAUUCCAAAGUCUCAGUUAUUUUCCCUCAUGCGGUCUCACACUUGGGGCACUUAUAAAUCCUUUGAAUGGCUCUCCACUUCUGUUUGCUGCCUGCAGGGUUUUGGUUAAUUUGGUCCAUUAGAUGCUUCCUGCUAAAGUACUUGCCUGCAGUUAGUGGAAUUAGUUUUCAGGACAUAAUGUUGAUUGUUUUCCAUUAGACAUUUUUUAGUAUGGAGAAAGUAGAGUUGGUUCAUUUA